AUGAAGCUUGCAAUCCACCUAGCCUGCUUCGGCCGUCUGGUCGUGCCAUCGACAGCAUGGUAUCUCCAAGUUCAUAACCAGAUUGGCUACGUAGUAGACCAACUCUUGAAUCAAAACACAAAAUACAUGCUGUCCCAGAUUCUGGAACCGGAAUAUAAGGGCUCAGUGGGACGUUCUGCGGCUUGGGCAGAUACAGUCAGUCGAACCACCGCGCCAUAUUCAUACAACUGGCACUGGAUCAGCGCCCGAGACAAUCCACCCGACGAUUGCGGUCUCUUCUACCACCGCGACUGCCAGCAAGGAGGUUGUGUUGUCUCGCAAAUCUUCAACCAAACCAGCAUUCUGCGGCCAUGCAUUGCGGAUCUGGCCAAGGGACACUAUAAGCCAGAUCAGACCUGUGCUCAGGCUCUGAAGUGGACCAUACAUUUCAUCAUGGAUGUCUGCGAGCCCAUGCACACGUCUAUGAGGGCUUUGGGAGGAAACAGAUUCCCGGUGACGUUCAAUGGAACAGAGACCAACAUGCACCAGACCUGGGACCGCUGGAUCCUCUAUGCAGGCACUGAUCGUCCCAAUGGUUUCGCGGACGACAAGAUCGACCCAUAUUUCCAAGGCCUGUAUGAGCGCAUUCGCCGCGAGCAGAACGGCAAGGUCGGCUUCCGAGAGCCUAUUGAUGAUUGGGCAAUUUGCAACUGGGACAUCGAGCGCGGGACCUACUGUCCGGAGAAAUGGGCGCAAAGCAGCAAUGCUAUUGUAUGCGAUUAUGCAUAUGGCAGAUACGUCAACGGCAGCGAUGUUUACAAAGACGGGUAUGCCGAGGGCGCUUUCCACAUUAUUGAGCUGCAGCUUGCGAAGGGUAAGAGAAGAUCGACGUGA
Molecule: messenger RNA, 873 nt
Organism: Pseudocercospora fijiensis CIRAD86
Lineage: Eukaryota; Fungi; Ascomycota; Dothideomycetes; Mycosphaerellales; Mycosphaerellaceae
Exons: 2
Coding region: 1-873 (290 amino acids)
Biological process (GO): DNA catabolic process
Molecular function (GO): nucleic acid binding; endonuclease activity
Source: RefSeq, a predicted model, not a curated record